Paramuricea clavata is the source of this 5390-nucleotide messenger RNA. NCBI's taxonomy places the organism in Eukaryota, Metazoa, Cnidaria, Anthozoa, Malacalcyonacea, Plexauridae. The record is from the annotation of a GenBank genome assembly.
AUGGCCACGUUACAUGCCGAAAACGAGUCAGAACUCGACUCAGAUUCAUCGUCAGGUAUCGAAGAGGAAACAGAUUCAUCAGCUGAUGAAUAUCAAGCCUCUUCAACAUGCAAUGUUGAUCCAUGCUUCCAAGAUUCAGUGUUUCACAGUGAUGGCAAUCCCCAACAAGUAAGUAAAUGAUCUAAGUUUUGUAUUAUUAUAAUGUUAUUGAUUUUAUAUUGAAGUAAAUUUUCACGAAAUUUUGACGAAAUGCUUCUUGGAACUAAAUGUCGGGUGUCAUUUACUCAAUAUAUGCCAAAAAAGCCCAAACGAUUUGGCAUAAAAUUAUGGGCUUUGUGUGAGGCUAAGACAGGUUACUGCUGUGCAUUCCAAGUAUACACUGGUAGGGAAGAUGCUUCCAGACCUGAAUUAGGACUGUCAUACAGAGUUGUGUUUGAUCUCAUGAAGAACUACCUCGACAAAAGUUACAGACUUUUCAUUGAUAACUUCUAUACUUCUGUACAAUUGGUCUAUGAUUUACUACAGAGGCUUACAUAUGCCUGUGGUACACUGAGAUCAAACAGGAAAAAUUUACCCUCGCAACUGAAAGAACAAUUGGGAACUGGCGAAGCAAAAUUUUGGCGUUGUGACAAUUUAGUCGUUACUCACUGGAAAGAUAAAAGAGAUGUGUUUGCUAUGUCUUCCAUGCAUGGAAAUGAUUGUGAGGUUAUUGCCAACAAAAGAGGUGACAAACAAACUACCAAACCAAAAAUGAUGUGGACUACAAUGAAAACAUGGGGGAGUUGACCUGUGUGAUCAACUUGUCUCAUAUUACAACAUCAGCAAGAAGUCCUGCAAGUGGACUCAAAGAUUAAUUUUUAGACUUAUAGACAUGUGCAUUGUAAAUUCUCUUCUUGCAUUCACUGCCAACAACCCUGCUUUCAAAGAUGUGUAUCGAAAACACAAAGUGUUCAGAGAAAUAUUAGCACAUCAGCUGGUGCAAAAGUUAUUGGACAGAAGAGCCAACCCAAAUGUUGCUUCACCACCGGGCCCAGAUAGACCAGCACAAACUAACGAGAAAAGAUUAUUAGGAAAACAUUUUGCAAGUAGGCAUGAUGUUCGAAAACGAUGUGUUGCUUGUUCCACAAAGAGGACAGCUGAGGGCAAAUAUGUGGACAAAAACAAUUAUUGUCACAAAUGUGAGAAACAUAUAUGUCAAAUGUGUUUCGAAAAGUAUCACACUUGGUCCAAUGUAUAAAUAUAUCUCCAUUUUACCUGCAGUGAUAGCUAGUGUAUAUAAGAAUAACCUAUUUUGUUUUAUCUGUACAAAAUAUUAUACAUUUUUAGGUAUGAUGUCAGCAAUAAAGGUAAUUCAAACUUCUUCAUUUUUUACAGGAAUUUAUACCAGCAGUUUCCGGCAUAAAAAUUGAUAACUUAUGUAAUACUUUUGCUACAUAUAUAAUUUUGGUAUCAUUUUGAAGCCAAAUGAAUUAUCUCUUCAUUGAUUUGGCCCAAAAUACCAUUCACUUUUUCCAUGCUCCACAAAGGGUCCAUAAACAUUAAAAAAUGUUUUUGCUUGGGCAGGCCCAACUUUUUGUGGAUGCCCGCACUCCCCGACAAUAAGGUCUGACUCAUUGUGAUGCCAAUAUUCAAGAAGUUUAUAGCAAUAGCUUCAAAAUGAUAUGUAACAUGUAUGUAUAGGAUCAUUGAUUGUCUCCAAAAAAUUAAAUCAAUGCAAAUAAGUUGAUCAUUAAAAUAUUCAUAAAAAACAAUUCGGCUCGCUAAGGGUUUUAAUUUAUGUAGAUCCAAAAGACCAAAAUAUUAUUACUGACUGGAAAGUUUGGAAAUUGCGCUCCGGAGAUUUCGAAAAUUCAAUAGUAAAUACAUAGAAAGCAUCAACAUUUGCGCGCCCGAUGUGUCCGCCGCGCGACACAAAUAUAUGAAAUUAUGUACAAAUUAUCUACUUCCCUGCUCGAUAACAUAACAGUGAAGACGUCGUGAUAACUUUUAGUGAAUUCUUAAUAUAUUUAUUUCAAAAACCCCAAAUGAAAAGACACAACUGGACCAAAUAGUCGAUAGCGAACCUUUGCACACUAUUCCAUGGUCGCCAUUUUGAUUUUUAUUUCGUAAGUAUUACGUAAUUAAAAUGACGUAAUUUGUCAUUUUGUGGCGUACCAUAGGGCAAACCUAGAGUCGGGGGGGGGGGGGCACCACAGGUGGCCCCACAGACUAAUGAAGCAAGAAAUACAGGACGCUCCAAGCCAAAUUUAAAAACCUGUGCUUUCAUUAUUAUCACAUAUACAAUGUUCAAUGUCCAAUAUGCUUUCUGCAUUAUCACUUAAUACUCGUCGAUAAUUUGCUUGUAAAUUUACAUGUACUUCAUUUUGAAAUAUUUCCAUUUUUUGGUAGUGUACUUGAAAACCUAAUAUUUAUACCAGUGUUGUUAUACAAAAUAGUGCCCCAAUAAGCAAUUGCAGAAACUGUAUUCGAAUCACAAUAAUUGCAUGGCUUAAUAGUGGAGUAACAAAUAGAAUAUAAUGCAAUUGCACAACAUUGAGAAAUGUCAGAACUACAUGCUUAUGUAUUAGUUUCCUGUGAGACAUUACCACUACCAGGCAUACCGUUUUCACUAAGGUUUUGGGCGUGGUGAAAAAAAGCUUGUUGUUCUUCAAUAUUUACUCCUCGUAGCUCAAACUGACUGUUUUCACCGUAUAAUGACUGUAAAUGCAAAACAACAUGGUCGAUAGUUGCUGUCUAUAACAAUACACAAGUCCCUUGUGGAUGGCUUCUACCAUAUAUAUCCCUUGAAUGAGAGUCAAAAAUUUUGUAUUUCCCAUCAUUUAUGGAAUAUAUGCAAACUGCAUUGGAAUCAAUUGUCAAUAUAAAUGCAGCAAAGUUUUCAGUCAGUAGCAACCAAAUGCUCGAUGAAAUGGUACACAGUACUGAUACCCUUCAAUAUGACUUUCUCCAAGUAGUCUGCCACCUGACUCGUCCCCAGUCGUCUCUAAAGGUCUUGGAAAUGGAGCUCGAAAAAUUGCUUGAAAAUUUAAAACAAAGGCAAAGCAAUCAAAGCUGAAUUAAUUUGAGAAUUGAGAUAUUGCGAUUCGUGAGACACGCACAAAUGCAGUAAUCACGCGCGGGGAAAAACUGAAAAGGAAAGCGCGCGGGGAAAGACGGGAAGGGAGAAGGAAAGCGCGCGGGGAAAGACGGGAAGGGAAAAGAGAAACGAAGGAGACGACUGGCAGAUCCUGUAUCGAAAAGUUGUUUUUUUAAACGAAAAGUUGGCAGGCCUUAUAUUGCAUCAUUUUUACAGUCGGUCUGGUUAGAAUAUACGAUUAGUACAAAAUUAUAGCGGCCAAAUCAGGGCUGUCAGGACCAGAGAAUGAUAUUGACGAAUUAAAUCUGUCAUUUGACGAGCUGAAUAUCGAAGGUAUGUAAUUGAGAGUUGUAUUUAUUUUAUCUUUCAUUAAUAAACAAAAAUGUUCAAUUUUUUUCGAUCGAAAUUAUCAUAUUUUACUCCAGUAUAAAAGCUUAUGACAAUGUUUGUACUAAAUUGCUUUUCACUGUAUAUAUUAAAGUUUUCAAAAUAGUCUAAUAGUGGAGCACUGCAGCUAGUCAGGUACAAAACUGCAUAUUUACCACAGUUUAGUAUAGUGUUAUUUUGAAAACUUACAUUUAAACUUGGUUUUGUUUAUGCUCUGCCAGGCAGUUUCCACAGAGCACUUUGUGAAUGAUUUUUGCAACCAACCAUAUAGGUGAAUUGUUUGUUGAUGCAGCAGAGCAAGAGAAAAUAAGGACAAGUACCCCUCGAACCACACGUAGAAGUUUGUUCAAUCAAUUCAAACCAACAGAGAGACAAGAGGAUUUUGCAGAAUCUGCUGAUGCUGAAAUUAGCAAAAUUGAUGAUGUAACUAUGGGAAGUAGCAGAGGAAUAAAGCAUGACUUGACGCCAAAUUCCAAAAAGUCCAACCAACCCAGGGCUAAAAGGUCCCUUGUUGGUAUGUAUCUUAUAUUAACCAGCUAAGUUAGAAGCUGGCAUCUAACUAAAUGAGUCAGUUCAUAAUAGAUGUACUCUGUAGAUUCAUUUUAAUAUUUAACACUUACCCCUAUUCAUAUUAUGCCUAUCCCAGUACAGUACAUUCAAUGUAUAGAAAUGAAUUUUACAAUCAUCUUCACUGACAGCUGUAAUAACCUCAGCAUGGUAUGCACAUGUACUCUAUAACUUGCAAUUUUCUAUUUGCUUUUCUUUUCUAGGAGGAAAACCUUCAGGUCAAGAAAUUACAGACAUAAAGUCUAAAAUAAUAAAUCUACUGCAAGCUUCCUUUAUUCAACAACAUGGCAGUGAGGUAAACAGAGAUAUCCUACUGUCAUCUAUUGGCUUGGAUAGUGGUAGCACUUCAAAUUCACUGGUUACUCGUACAAUCAAACAAAUUUUCCCAGACCUUACACUCAGAAGGGACAGAAAAAAUGACUUGUAUCCUUUUUAAAUUAUAUGGGACUGGCGAUUUACAUUACAAAUCUGUGUGAAUUGUAUACUUUUGAAAACUGAUGGAAUUAAAGUCUAUUUUGAAAAACAAUAGUAUUUAUCUGUCAACCAAGAUGUUUCUUUAACUGACUAUAGAACAUUUUAUGUGAAUCUCAAACAUAAAAAUCCAUUCUCUUGCGAAGAUUCUGAGUGUUCACGACCAAUUUCAGGUAGGUAAUGUAUGCAUAUCAACUCUAUAAAUUGGAGGACAUGAGAGGUACCAUCAAGGCCCUUGCAGGAGAACCCAGAUUUACCCUAUAUUAAGGACCCCCCCCCUUUUUUUAUUAGUACAGUUAGUGCUUGGUUAGUGCAUAAGAAUUAGUGCCUAAUGGUUAGUUUUAGCGAUGGAGGAAACUGGAGUACCCAGAGAAAACCUUCGAAGCAUAGGAGAUAACCAACUAAUCUCAAAUUAUGUGAGUUAAGAUUAGUUAAGAACACUGAGGUAUUCAUCUGAGUGUCACCGUAUCCUCAACCUGCUGUAUAGGAGGCUUAACUUAGAUGUAAUAGGCAGCAUGCUUACUGCUUUCACCACCCUGUAGUUCUACACAAAAUAUACAACAACAAUAUUUAUUAAAAAUUACAAUUCAUUGUCGUUCUUUCAUAUGGGUUUGAACAUUUUUAUGUUCUCAUAGAUGAGAUGAUCAAUGUCCAUCAUCAACUUGGAGCUGUAGAAGAAGUUCUAAGACAAAUUAUACAGCAACUGGAAAUAGCAGGUGAAGGAAAUGUGCACUUUGAGGAACUCUUGAAAAAUUUUGUUAGAGAGUCAAAUGAAAGAGAUGAACUUAUGAAGACGCUUCUUAAAUUCUACCAAACACAAGCUGAAAACAGUGCUGUGGCAUCACCAUCAAGUUUAUCACCUGAUCAAAAUGCAAUCAUCGCCAAAUAA